CUACUGAGGGGAUGGUAAGGCACUGGAGCAGGUUUCCCAGAGAAGUUGUGUGUGCCUCAUCCAUGGAAAUGUUCAGAGCUGGGUUGGAUGGGGCUUUGAUCACCCGGUCUAGCGGAGUGGAGUGAACAGCUCAGCAGCAUCAAUCCUCAUUCAGACAAAAUAGCUUCUCAGGUCUUGUUUUGCACCUGUUUUCCAUUGUUUCAGGGCUGGGGGAAGGAUGUGAAACUGCAGAAACUUGUUUGCCCCAUUGUUUUGUUCUCCUGAGCCACAUGGUCCAGUGGACGGAGAGGGGGUCAGGUGCCAUCUUGCCUUUGUCUGAGAAAAUGACAGCAGAUGCUCUCUAUGGGAAGUGUUUUUGUCUGUUCGGUGGUGGAUACCCUAUUGGUAGCCAAAUAUGAAAUGCAUGUGAAGAUUGGUGUUGGCACGCGAUGCUGCCCAGGAAAGGGCCACGCCCCCGUGGUGCAGCUCCUUUCAUGCAUCACAGCUGCCGCAGCUCGACAGAAGACGACCUCAGGGAAAACCUAAGCCAAACUUUCAAACUGAGGGAGCCUUAAUAGCACGUGUCACCCAUAGACCCCAAAGGGCUUGGCAAUCAAGGUUAGUACCAUCCUCCUUACCUCGUAGAUGGGAAAACAGAUGAAACAAAGAAAAGAGAAAUUAUUUUCUUGAGAUUGCAAAGCAGUUUGGAUCAGGAAACUAGGGCAUGAAUCUCCUGUGCCCAGACCUGCUCUCCUAGGUACUGUGUGACUUAAACUGAAGUUAUUCCGGGGAGCUGGUUGUCUCCAUUGUUUGUGCUUGCUCUCCCCCAGCCUCAGAGCAACUUCUAAUACUAAGCAAGAGCUUAUAGGGCCUAAGUGAAGGUAGAAAAAUACAACUUUGGAACAGCAUGUUGCAGCAACUGUGUGUAGCUCUGUACAUAUCCAAUUAGGAGCUAAAAUAUGACCUGCAUGUUCGAAUUAUGUUGUGUUUUCUGUUGAUACAAUCUUUUCAUUUUCUGAGUGUUUCUGUGUAAACCACCUCUACCAAGCAAGUUCCUAAUAGACUUCCUGGAACCUCUGGCCCUCUCCAUCUCCAAAUAAAUUGUUAAUGGGGAAGUGAAUACCUGUAUUUCCCUAUUUUGUCCCAUGGUGCUUAGCAGAAUUUGUUGAAACAGUCAUUUUCUUUGCCUCCAUCAUCUUGAUAUACUUGUCACUUUAAUUUUUUAAUUUUCAAAUUUAAAUUUUAAAUUUAAGUUAAAUUUAAAAUAAUUUUUAAAAUUAUUUAAAUGGUAAAUACUGUGAUAACAAAGCCAAAAAAGCAAACAAAAAAAAUACCAAAUCCCCCAAAAAGUUGUGUCCACAAAGCGGAUUCCUUUUUGUUUGGAGUUCCUACUAGACAAGAAAAUUACUCCACAGGGUUGUUACAGCUGUCCUUUAUUGCUAAGCCAUGCUGUAAUGGAUUUUGGUCUUCUCUCCACCAGAUAGGAGCUUCCUGAAGAUGAAACCCUCUGCCACCUAUGAGCUGUUAGUGGACAGUGUUGGGCCAUGGGACUUCACUGACGGUUUUGUUCCUUGUGAACUGCUACUUGUCGGAGAGGAUGCCUACCCUGUGCUCCUGAGUGCUAAGAAGCAAGUUCUGAUUGCUGUUUCACAGUAUGGGAAGGGCCGGAUGGUGGUUGUUUCCCAUGAAGGAAUCUUGAAGGACUCCAAGUUUUCCCAGUUCCUCAGAAAUGCUGUGGAGUGGCUCAAGCCUUGCCCCGAGGCCCUAGUUGGGGUUCAUUCUCGGUUGGAUUCCCUCUCCCAGGUGCUGCUCAGGGCUGGCACUAAAGUACAGGCCGAGGCAGAGCUCAGCCCCUCCCUGGGCGUGUACUGUGUGGAUGCCUAUGACAGCUCGAAGGCAAAAGACCUGGUUGGCUUUGUAAAAGGGGGUGGAGGGCUCCUCAUUGGAGGCCAAGCCUGGCACUGGGCUAGUCAACAUGGCAAGGAGAAGGUGCUGUUCGAAUUCCCUGGGAACCAGGUGACCAGCGUGGCUGGCGUGUACUUCACAGGAAACGCUGUGGAAAAAGGCAUCUUCAAAGUAGCUAAGAAAAUUCCCAAGAUCCCAUUAGUUGUCCCGCACCAGGCCAACCUCAGCCUUGAUGCUGAGUUUCUCCUGCGUGACGUGCUGGAGCUGGACUUGGUGACAGGGGGUAUUCCCUCCACCUUGCUGGUGCAUGGUGUACUCUCCUUCCCCCUCUGCCUGGACAGCUCGCACCGCUGCCUCUUGGCUGCGGCACACUAUGGCCGAGGCCGUGUUGUGGUGGCAACCCACGAGAGCCAUCUGUUCUCCCCAAAGCUGGCCAGAUUCCUGCUCAAUGCUGUCUGCUGGCUGGAUGCCGGGAGAAAGGGGCUGGUGGGUGUGGAUCCCAGCCUGAAGAAACUGUGUAGCCUCCUCUCUCUGGAAGGGGUGAAGUCACAGGUGUCACAGCUGACAGGUGACCUCAGCGUGUACUGCUGCUCUUCUUACAGCGACAGAGAGGCGGAAAGGAUUCACACUUUCGUGGCAGAAGGAGGUGGCCUAUUGGUGGGAGGCCAGGCCUGGUACUGGGCUUCCCAGAACUGUGGCAAAGCUGCUGUGGCAGAAUAUCCUGGCAACAAAAUCCUGAACCGUUUUGGGCUGAGUAUCCUGGGACAGAGUGGCCAGGCGGCCAAGCACCGGCCCGUGGGGCCUGGGGAGCACUACCACUUCCGCAAGGCGCUCCUGCUCUUCAGCACCCAGGUGAACAAAUGUGAGGAGCUCACGGAGCCCCUGAAGGACUGGCUGCACUGCCUAGCACGGGACUGUGCUGCCUUCCUGCGCAUCCCAGCCCACGACUGCCCAGCAUAUGCCUCGCUGCACCGCAUCCUGACCAAAGUGCUUCAGAGAAGUGGGAUCCCACAGGUCAGCAGGCACUGCCCUGUCAAGAGAAACUCCAAAGAGGCAGUCCUGCUCUGCAUGGCAACCGAGCUGUCCCUCACCAUGACAGACAGUGCAGCCCUGGUGCAGAAAUGUGCUGCUGGGGUCUGUACCCUCCCUGUCACUGUGGAAAUUGAUGGCACAAACCCAGGUAAGACAGCCUGGAGGAGUACAGGACUCUACCUCCCUGAAGGGCACACAGCGGUUAUAACAUGCCCAUGCCUAGUGGUUGGUGCUGGUCUGAAGGUGCAGAUUGGGUGUCACACAGAUGACCUCUCUCAUGCCAAAGAGCUGAAACGGGCACCAGUGGUAAUACGCAGCUGUGAUGUUGCCUGCCAGAAGCAGUCCAUUUCUUGCCUCUGGGGUGGCCUGAUCUACAUCAUAGUACCAGCAAAGAGUGUCCUGGGGAAGGUGCCCAUCACAGUGGAAGGGGCAGUCAGAGCUCCUUUCUUCAAGCUUGGGGAGACCUGUGAAAGCCUGUGGAAGGCCUGUAUCCGACACUACCCUGCUCCCUGGGCAGAACUGGCUGUUGAGAAUCUUAUCCUGACGGUGCCCUCCGACAGCAUCCGCCACAUGGAGAACCCACGGCCACUGCUGACCCUAUGGAAUGAGAUCAUGGUGGCAAUAAGCAAAUUGGCAGCCAUACCAACAAAAUUCCCAAGGCCAGAGAGGAUUGUAACAGAUGUCCAGAUCUCAUAUGGCUGGAUGCAUGCUGGCUACCCCAUCAUGGGCCACCUAGAUUCGGUGAAGGAGAUGUUAGAUAUGAAGCAUAUGCAAACUACUGGUCUUUGGGGUCCUAUCCAUGAACUGGGACACAAUCAACAGCAGCAAGCAUGGGAAUUUCCCCCUCAUACCACAGAGGCCACAUGCAACCUCUGGUCUGUCUAUGUUCAUGAGAAGGUGCUAGGGAUUCCCAGGCAUCAGGCCCAUGAGGCCCUAAAAUCACAGUGUCGGAAGGAAAGGAUAAAAGAGUAUCUGAGGAAAGGCGCUCAAUUAAAGGACUGGAACGUGUGGACUGCUCUGGAGACAUACCUGCAGUUGCAGGAAGGGUUUGGUUGGGACCCCUUCACCCACCUCUUCUCUGACUACCAGAAAAUGUCCACCAUCCCAAAAGACAACCCUUCUAAGAUGAAUUUAUGGGCACGGAAGUUUUCUCAGCAGGUGAAUAAAAAUUUGGCUCCAUUCUUUACAGCCUGGGGAUGGCCUAUCAAGAAAGAGCUGAUUCUGGAACUGUCCUCUCUACCCAGCUGGGAACAGGAUCCAAUGAGAUCCUAUAAACUAUAAAGGAAAACUAUCUAAAUCUUGAUUCUCAUACUAGCUAUGGCCUAUCUUUUUCUCCUUGUGUGCUGCAUGAUAGCUCACUAUGUGCUUAGAUUUACACUGGAUUCUUCAGCUUCUUGCUGACAAUGGAGGCCAACCCCAACAGAAAUUCAACAGGAACUUGUCUGCAGAUCAGCAAUCUAAGCUAUCUUCUGAAAGAUUAAAUAACCAAUGAGCUUUGUUCUGGGUUCUUCACCUCAGGAGGAAUGUAAUUCUGAGUUGAUUUAGUUCCUACAGAACCUUUCUCUGAUGAAAUGGAAGCUUUCAGGGUGAAGCAGUCACUGGAACAGUCUCAAGGACAGUAUCAACGGAAUAUAGAUCUGUAAGGCAAAUAGUAGCCUCCACAAUGUUCUACUCUUCAGUUAUAACCUCAGUGACAUGAGAUUUUCACUAUUGUUUUUCUUACCCUAAAAUCCCUAAUUUUUAACUCCUCUAAUUAUGCAGAACUUCCACACCUACUAUUAUGAAAGUGACCUUGUAAUGUUUAUAUACAGGUUAUAUAAUACAUAGCUGAUACUGAAAAUGCUGUAGAUUUCUUCCUACAUUCUAUGACUCUGUGACCCAACAUCCAGCUUCAUGUGUGUAAGUCAAUUAUAAGUUGUAGUUGUCACUCUUAACCAUGGCCUGACAAUAAGAUACAUGCCAAUGUAGAUGGGAGAGUGGAAGCAAAGAGGUGACUUGAUUGUAAUCAGUAAUGGUUUAACUCGUGCUCAUCAAAAGUUGAAACACAGGCACUGACCUGACAGCCUGAGAGAGCAGAGAGAAGGAAGACAACAGUUCAUCAAGACAGUAAAAAAAGACCAGAAUAGAAAUUACCCAAAUACUUGUUACAACAGCUUUUCAUUUUUGUGUUGGCUCAGAUGUAGUUCUGAUUUCCCAAUGAUUUAUCGUCUUUCAAACUUUUUUCCAUUCUUAUUGACAAUUAGUAUGAGUUUAUCUUCCAAUAAAAUAAAUGCAGAGGCCAUACAUAGUUUAAACAGUGUUUCAGUACUGGUUCGGAGGUUCGGAAGACUUACAUGGUAUAAAGAUUUAGACCUGACCCUACCUAUAGAAGCAUAUUUCAUCCCUAAUGAGUUUAUGAAUAAAAGUUUCGCUUGUGUCCACUUAAAAAAUAUACAAAAUGUAUCAAAGUGCUAUCGGAUCUGUUAUCAGAUUGGUAUAUAAACUGGGGGGAGUUGGCCAAGUGCCACUGAUCACAGCACAGGGACAGGCUGGGCAUCAGUCAGUGGGUAGUGAGUGACUGGACUCUGCAUCACUCGGGUUUCCUGGGGUUUAUUCCUCUCUGUGUCUCUUUCUCUACCUUUCAUUGCAACUAUUGUUGUUAUUAUUAUCAUUAGCAUUAUUGUUAUAUUUUACUUUCCUUCAGUUAUUAAACUGUUCUUAACCCAUGACUUUUACCUUUCUUUUA
This is a messenger RNA of Neopelma chrysocephalum (saffron-crested tyrant-manakin), 5641 nucleotides long. Its product is annotated as TRPM8 channel-associated factor 2-like. The transcript is spliced from 9 exons. Lineage: Eukaryota; Metazoa; Chordata; Aves; Passeriformes; Pipridae. The record is from RefSeq and is a predicted model, not a curated record. Bases 1477 to 4197 code for a protein of 906 amino acids.